CUUAAUAAAAAAAUUAGGACUAAUUUAGAAUUAUUGAAUGUAAAGAUAAGGAUUUUUAGAGAAAAAGGGAGGGAGAGAUAGAGAUCUAGAGAAAGCAAGCAACUGCAUGUGGCCCAUUGCAUGUCAACUCACCCCUCUCUGAUAAUGGACAGAGGCGGAGACGGUUCAUCCUGGAGCGGCGGCGGAGGAGAUCCAUCCGCCGCUUCUGCGACUCCAAGCAGGUACGAGUCGCAGAAGCGGCGCGACUGGAACACCUUCGGGCAGUUCCUCCGCAACCAGAGGCCUGCGGUGGCGCUGCCCGAGUGCAACAGCAACCACGUGCUCGAUUUCCUCCGUUACCUCGAUCAGUUCGGGAAGACGAAAGUGCACCUCCAAGGGUGCAUAUUCUACGGGCAGCCUGAGCCGCCCGCGCCCUGCACCUGCCCCUUGAGGCAGGCGUGGGGCAGCCUAGACGCCCUGAUUGGGCGUCUGCGCGCGGCCUACGAGGAGAACGGAGGAUCUCCUGACACCAAUCCGUUCGCCUCGGGGGCCAUCAGGAUCUACCUGAGGGAAGUCAAGGAGUGUCAAGCUAAAGCCAGGGGGAUUCCGUACAAGAAGAAGAAGAAGCCCACCAAGAAUGACGAUGAUUCCAAUUCUUCAUCCUCUUCCUCAAUGCCGUUUUCUUGAAUCUUCAAAAUAAACCGGAACAUCAAGAGGAGAUCGAUCUGAAUGCAUGCAGCCUUUAAAUCAAAUAACUAGCUCUCUCUCUCUCUCUGCGUUUUCUUAAUUAAGCUAUUGUAAGAUUCAUCAUCAAAAACUUUGAUUUUUACUUUAAUCAAUCUAUUCCAUCGUGUAAAUUUUAUGUUGCC
This is a messenger RNA of Salvia hispanica, 848 nucleotides long. RefSeq names its product protein LIGHT-DEPENDENT SHORT HYPOCOTYLS 10-like. The record is from RefSeq and is a predicted model, not a curated record. Gene Ontology annotation, biological process: mRNA transcription; response to light stimulus. Lineage: Eukaryota; Viridiplantae; Streptophyta; Magnoliopsida; Lamiales; Lamiaceae. Gene Ontology annotation, cellular component: nucleus.